Messenger RNA from Komagataella phaffii GS115, 2196 nucleotides. Its product is annotated as Component of the hexameric MCM complex. Gene Ontology annotation, cellular component: nucleus; MCM complex. The transcript has a single exon. Gene Ontology annotation, molecular function: DNA replication origin binding; ATP binding; single-stranded DNA helicase activity. The record is from RefSeq and is a predicted model, not a curated record. Bases 1 to 2196 code for a protein of 731 amino acids. Gene Ontology annotation, biological process: double-strand break repair via break-induced replication; DNA replication initiation; DNA replication. NCBI's taxonomy places the organism in Eukaryota, Fungi, Ascomycota, Pichiomycetes, Pichiales, Pichiaceae.
AUGUCCUUUGAUAGAGCAUCAGUCUUUAACACAAGUGUCCUUCCCGGAGAACAGAACGAUGACCAGUUCAGUGAGGUCAUUAAGGCAUUCCGUUCGUUCAUUUUGGAGUUUCGUAUGGAAAAUCAGUACAUCUACAGAGAACAACUCAGACAGAAUUUACUUGUAAACAAGUACUUACUGACGAUUCAAAAUGACCACUUAAUCGUAUUCAAUGAGGAGCUCAAUAAAAAGUUGGUAGAUGAUCCUGCAGAAAUGAUUCCACUUUUUGAACAGGCCAUCACAGAUAUUGCCAGGAGAAUCAUAUAUUUGAACAACGAGGAAAUACCGACCACCUUCCCUUCUUGUCAGCUCGUUUUGCUUAGUAACGAUAAUAAGGUUUCAAUGAGAGACUUGUCUUCAAGUCAUAUUGGUAAAAUCGUCAAAAUUUCGGGUAUCGUCAUCAGUGCAUCAACUCUCAAUUCCAAAGUUACGAAAGUUGCAUUGAUGUGCCGUUCCUGCAAACACACGCUUCAACUAUCGGUCACUACAAGUCUUGGGGAUAUCAACGCUCCGAAGUCUUGCCAGGCACCUCAACAACCCAACUCAGAGAAACCAUCUUGUCCUCCUGACCCAUAUAUCAUUGUUCAUGACAAAUCUACAUUCAUAGACCAACAGAUUCUUAAAUUACAAGAAACACCAGAUAUGGUACCUAUUGGAGAGAUGCCUCGUCAUCUACUAUUAAGUGUAGAUCGAUAUCUAACUAAUCAAGUUAUUCCAGGAACUCGCUGCGACAUGGUUGGUAUAUACUCCAUUUAUCAGGCCAAGCAGCCCCGAAGAGAUGGUGGGCAGAGUAAUGUUGCUAUUAGAAACCCUUUCAUGAGGGUAUUAGGUAUUCAUACAGCCACGGAUGACUCAAGGAUUGGCAAUUCUGUCACAUUCACUGAAGAGGAAGAGGAAGAAUUCUUAGAAAUGGCUCGUAGUGAUGGCUUUUACGAGACCUUUGCUAACAGUAUUGCUCCUUCUAUUUAUGGAAAUGAGGAUAUCAAGAAAGCUGUAGCUUGUCUUCUAAUAGGGGGAUCAAAGAAGAUACUCCCAGAUGGUAUGCGCCUUAGAGGUGACAUCAAUGUUCUUCUAUUAGGUGACCCUGGUACGGCUAAAUCACAACUGCUGAAAUUUGCUGAAAAAGUUGCCCCAGUUUCAAUUUACACCUCAGGAAAAGGUUCAUCCGCAGCUGGUCUGACGGCGUCUGUUCAAAGAGAUCCUGCAACAAGAGAUUUCUAUUUGGAAGGAGGUGCGAUGGUCCUUGCCGAUGGUGGUAUUGUUUGCAUUGAUGAGUUCGACAAAAUGAGAGACGAGGACAGAGUGGCCAUUCAUGAAGCAAUGGAACAGCAAACAAUAUCAAUUGCAAAAGCAGGAAUCACCACUGUAUUGAACUCAAGGACGUCAGUUCUCGCCGCUGCUAACCCAAUCUUUGGACGUUAUGACGACAUGAAGUCUCCUGGAGAAAAUAUUGACUUCCAGACCACAAUUUUGUCAAGGUUUGAUAUGAUUUUUAUUGUGAAGGAUGAACAUAAUCCUAAGAGAGACAUGUCCAUUGCUCAUCAUGUGAUGAAUGUUCAUACCAAUGGAGGAAUCAACAACGAAGACGAAGAUGUGGAGGGAGAGAUCCCUAUUCAAAAAAUGAAGAGAUUCAUCAUGUACUGCAAGCAGAAGGCAGCCCCUAGAUUAUCAGAGGCAGCUGCUGAAAGGCUCUCAUCGCACUUUAUCGGAAUUCGAAGAGAGCUGAAGAAACAAGAAUCUCAUUCUGCCGAGAGAUCGUCCAUCCCAAUCACAGUACGUCAAUUGGAAGCUAUCAUUAGAAUUACCGAGUCGCUAGCCAAGUUGGAGCUAUCUCCCGUUGCUUCUGAUAGACAUGUUACGGAAGCUAUCCGUCUGUUCAAGGCUUCGACUAUGGAUGCGGUCACCCAGGGAUCUGCUGAUACAGACGAAAUCAAAGCUCAAGUCACAGUGAUUCAGGCUCACUUGAAGAAACGUCUUCCGAUCGGGUGGUCUACUAGUGUAGAAACCCUAAAGAGGGAAUUCUGCCAUAGUAACAAAAUGCCCAAGUUUGUUAAUUUUGAUGAAUUUGCGUUGCAAAAGGCACUCUACAUCCUUGAGAAGAUGGAUACUAUCCAGUUUCGUCACCAGGGAAAAAGUGUUUUCCGUUCAGGAUUAUAG